CCACAGUAAUAGCAUCAUCAGUGAAGCUCCUCCCACAGUAAUUCAGCAAUAAAUGCUGGAAUAUCUCCAUCAGUUCACAAGUGAAGACGAGCAUCUAAUCAUCAGGAAGAAAUCUGCAAAGACUGAGUUUAUUAAAGAGGACAGAGAGAAGAUGAGAGAUCCAGAACCCUGCAGAAUCAAACACACUGAAGAUACUGAAGAACUAACAGAGUUGACUGAAGAAAGUGAGGAGAAUGAAGAAUUGAGUGAAAACGAUUUAAAGAAAAGAAGAGCCAAGAAAUCUUUCACCUGCACUCAGUGUGGAAAGAGAUGGACAUGCAAACGUCAUCUUGAGCUUCACAUGAGAGUUCACACUGGAGAGAAACCAUACGCUUGUGAUCAGUGCGGGAAGAGUUUCUCACAAUCAUCAAACCUUAAGGUACACAUGAACAUUCACACUGGAGAGAAACCGUACGCAUGUGAUCAGUGUGGGAAAACAUUUUUGAGAGCAGCACUGAGAGUUCAUACAAAGGAGAAACCACAUUCAUGUCAUUUGUGUGGAAAGAGGUUUUCACGUCGACAAAAUUUGAAAGAACAUCAGAAAAUUCAUACUGGUGUGAGAGAGUACAUGUGCUUUGAGUGUGAAAAGACUUUUACUAGAGCAAAGUAUUUAAAACGGCACGAGAGGAUUCACACUGGAGAGAAACCUUACAAGUGUACACACUGUGACAAGAGAUUCAGACAGUCAGCAAAUCUGAAAACACACGAGAGGAUCCACACUGGAGAGAAACCGCACACAUGUUCACACUGUGACAAGAGAUUCAGUCAGUCAGCAAAUCUGAAAACACAUGAGAUGAUCCACACUGGAGAGAAACCGCACACAUGUGAUCCGUGCGGGAAGAGAUUCUCACUAAAAUCAAACCUUACAAACCAUAUGAGGAGGAUCCACACUGGAGAGAAACCUUACAAGUGUUCACACUGUGAUAAGAAAUUCAUUCAUUCAGGAGCUCUGAAAACACAUGAGAGGAUUCACACUGGAGAGAACCCGUACACAUGUGAUCAGUGCGGGAAG
Messenger RNA from Sinocyclocheilus grahami, 1051 nucleotides. Its product is annotated as zinc finger protein 239-like. The annotation marks the transcript as partial. NCBI's taxonomy places the organism in Eukaryota, Metazoa, Chordata, Actinopteri, Cypriniformes, Cyprinidae. Gene Ontology annotation, biological process: regulation of transcription by RNA polymerase II. The record is from RefSeq and is a predicted model, not a curated record. Gene Ontology annotation, cellular component: nucleoplasm. The transcript has 5 exons. Gene Ontology annotation, molecular function: RNA polymerase II cis-regulatory region sequence-specific DNA binding; DNA-binding transcription repressor activity, RNA polymerase II-specific.